Molecule: messenger RNA, 1059 nt
Organism: Saxophila tyrrhenica
Lineage: Eukaryota; Fungi; Ascomycota; Dothideomycetes; Mycosphaerellales; Extremaceae
Exons: 3
Coding region: 1-1059 (352 amino acids)
Source: RefSeq, a predicted model, not a curated record
AUGUUUGUUCAAUCUUCUCUUCUCGCCCUGGCGGCCCUUGUACCCAUCUCUCUUGCCCAGAUCUCCGACGACUUCGAGAACGGAUGGGACAAAAGUAUCUGGCCUAUCUACGCACCUCAAUGCAACCAAGGUGGCAGCGUGACACUCGACAGCACCACCGCCCACAGCGGCAAGAACUCUAUGAAGGUUGUCGGCGGUUCUAACGGCUUCUGUGGACACAUUUUCUUUGGCACGACGGAGGUCCCGUCUGGUGGUGAUGUCUACGUGAGGACGUGGCUCAAGCACGAAAAAGCCCUCGGCGACCCGCACGUCACCUUCAUCGUCAUGCCGGACUCCGGCCUAGGCGCGGACAAGCACCUGCGCCUGAGUGGGCAAAUGGACAUCAUCGAGUACAACCGUGAGGACGACGAUGCCACCAUGCCGGAUCUCUCGCCAGAUGGUAUCGCCGCCUCGGCAGGGAUCCCGACUGACACCUGGGAGUGUUUGGAGUACCACCUGAGCUCCGACGGCACGAUCGAAACCUGGAUCGACAGCAAGGCCGUGCCAGGUCUCACGUUCACGCCCGGUGGCAGCAACGCCAAUGCCAAUGGGUGGGGUACUAGCUACAAGCCAGACAUCCAAGGUGUCUACUUUGGAUGGGAAUCCUACUCGGGCACCACCGACACCUUCUGGUACGACGAUGUGGCCAUCGACUCGAAGCGAAUUGGGUGCUCCGCGUCUGGUGGCUCUCCAGCGCCGGCCCCGACAGACGAGCCCACCACCAAGCCCAAGCCGACUUCCGAACCCAAGCCGACCACCAAGCCUGAACCGACCCCUUCGUCGUCCUCCGCCGCCGCCGCAUCGUCUAGUGCAGCACCAAGCAGUGUAGGUGCGUCCAGCGCGCCGGCGUCCAGUGCUGCUGCGAGCAGUGCAGCCGUGUCAAGCGCAGCGUACUCUAGCAUGGCGUAUUCCAGUGCUGCGUACUCCAGCAUGGCGCCUAGCAGCAGUGGUGCGGCAGUGUCUUCUUCCGCCCCACCAGCGCCUUCCGAGACUUGCGAGGUCGAGUAUGUCUACGUGUAG